Molecule: messenger RNA, 1698 nt
Organism: Procambarus clarkii (red swamp crayfish)
Lineage: Eukaryota; Metazoa; Arthropoda; Malacostraca; Decapoda; Cambaridae
Gene: Calr
Product: calreticulin
Biological process (GO): protein folding
Cellular component (GO): endoplasmic reticulum; endoplasmic reticulum membrane
Molecular function (GO): calcium ion binding
Source: RefSeq, a predicted model, not a curated record
UCAACUCCAGAGCAAUAUCUGCGGCAGUCGUCGGGCAGUGAGGAGUGAGGGAAGGGACUUCAGGCUGUGACAGACGUGUCCAUACAGCGGAGUCAUGAAGAUCUUUUUGUUCGUCGCCCUUCUGGGGGCUUCUCUUGUCGAAUCGAAGGUGUUUUUCGAAGAGAAGUUCGCCGAUGCAGAUUGGGAAUCUCGUUGGGUUCAAUCUGAACACAAGGGAAAAGAAUUUGGCUCGUUCAAAUUAACUCCUGGAAAAUUCUAUGGUGAUGCAGAGAAAGACAAAGGCCUUCAAACUAGCCAGGAUGCUCGUUUUUAUGGCCUAUCUUCGAAGUUCGCGCCCUUCAGUAAUAAGGACACUCCAUUAGUUGUACAGUUCUCAAUUAAGCACGAACAGAAUAUUGACUGUGGUGGUGGAUACGUGAAAGUAUUCGACUGUUCACUUGACCAGAAAGACAUGCAUGGUGAAUCUCCAUACCUCAUUAUGUUCGGACCUGACAUCUGUGGUCCAGGAACAAAGAAGGUUCAUGUUAUCUUCAACUAUAAUGGAAAGAAUCACUUGAUAAAGAAGGAAGUAAGAUGCAAAGACGAUGUGUUCUCUCACCUCUACACCCUCAUUGUUAAACCUGAUAACACGUAUGAGGUUCUAAUUGAUAAUGAAAAGGUACAGUCUGGAGAGUUGGAGGAAGACUGGGAUAUUCUUCCACCCAAAAAGAUUAAGGAUCCUGAAGCAAAGAAACCUGACGAUUGGGAUGACCGCCCAACUAUUGCUGAUCCCGAGGAUACAAAGCCAGAGGACUGGGACCAACCUGAACACAUCCCAGAUCCAGAUGCUACAAAGCCUGAAGACUGGGAUGAUGAAAUGGAUGGCGAGUGGGAACCUCCCAUGAUUGAUAAUCCUGAUUACAAGGGUGAAUGGAAGCCAAAACAGAUUGAUAAUCCUGACUACAAAGGACCAUGGGUACACCCUGAAAUUGAUAACCCUGAGUACACGCCUGAUCCAGAAAUUUAUAAAUACGAUGAAAUAUGUGCUAUUGGUCUGGAUCUCUGGCAAGUAAAGUCGGGUACCAUUUUUGACAAUUUCUUAAUCACCAAUGACAUUGAAGAGGCAAAGAAGAUUGGAGAAGACACCUGGGGAGCCACUAAAGAUGCUGCCAAAAAGAUGAAAGAGGAGCAGGAUGAAGAAGAGCGCAAGAAGGCAGAAGAGGAGGCCAAGGCUGCGGAAGCAGACAAAGAGGAUGAGGAAGAAGAUGAAGACCUUGACGAUGAAGACGAUGAUGAUUUAGAGAAUGAGAGAGAUCACGAUGAACUGUAAAAAAUUUAAGUUCAUAAAGGCAGUUGGUUAAAAACUGCCUAACUUGUACUUCAACAUCAAAGUACUGCAGAUUGAAACUGUUGAUCAUAAACUGGGUCAGGGGCUUCAGUCUAUUCUAGUCAAGGAACUUCCAAAUAUGCAGUAGCACAACAAUAACAUUCCAGUAGCCACUGUUUAUUGAAGGUUUCAUGACAUAACAUUGCCCUUAAUGGGUAGGUUCGCAUGAGUCAUGACCAUUUGCAAUCAUCCCAAUCAUCGCCAUAGUGAAUGCAGCACAACCAUGUAUGUUUGUACAAGCCAGUGUUAGUGCUGUUACUGUAAGACCUGAUUUAGUUCUGGCAGCACAAGAUGUAUGUUGAAUGAGUGGUUUCCAAUAAACACGAUUAGAA